This is a messenger RNA of Chrysemys picta bellii (western painted turtle), 2687 nucleotides long. NCBI's taxonomy places the organism in Eukaryota, Metazoa, Chordata, Testudines, Emydidae. The record is from RefSeq and is a predicted model, not a curated record.
GAGCAAGCCAGGACCCCCCUCCGCCCCCAGCGUGCUUGGCCCCUGUCCCCAGCAGCCAAGCCCAGACAGGGAGCGAGCCCUGCCCGACUGCCAGGGAGAGCAGCCAAACGAGCAGGGGAAACACACAGGGAAAGGACUGAGCCCCCCUUUCCCCUACCCCACAGGAUUCGUUGCCAUGAAGAGCUGGUUGAUCCUGGUGUGGUUGGUGAUCUUCGCAGGCCAGGAUUGGCUGAAUGGGGCAGAAGGGGACAAACAGUGCCCUGCUUCCAAGAUCCCCCCACAAGCUGCUGGCCACAACUCCACAGGAGGUGAGGAUGCCAACAAUGGGACUCGCCAAGAGGAUGUGACUUGUCAAGAAGGCCCUCAGCAGACCGAGGAAGGCCCUCAGCAGACCGGGAAAGGCCCUCAGCAGACCGGGGAAGGCCCUCAGCAAACCUCGGGGAAGAGAGUGGAGGAUGGGAGAGAGGUGGAGGGGCAGGAGACCCAGCAGGGGCUGGUGCAGGAAGGGCCAGGGCGGGAGGAGUCCACAGGUUGCAAAGCUGCCUCCAGCGUGCCAGAGGGAGAAGGGGAGGCCGAUCGGGCUACUGGCAUGCAUGGCCAGGGACAUAUAUCAGAGAACCAGAGUACCAUGGAGCUGGACAAGAAGCUAGACAAGGAGCUGUCCAAGAAGCCGGCCAAGGGGCUAGACAAGGAGUCGGCCAAGGAGCCAGACAAGGAGCUCGAAAAGGAGUCGGCCGAGGAACCAACCAAGGAGCCCACUGCAGCACCCACCACUGAGGCCACUACGGCGCCCACCACAACACCCCAGCGGUGCCCGCCCAGUGACCCCUGGGUAAGCUGUGGGGACGACGCCAAGGAGGAGAGCCCCAGGGUGGCAACGGCGCUGACUGAUUUUGCACUGAAGUUCUAUUCGAAAUUGGCCAAGGGGAAAGGCACUAGCUCCAAUGUGGUCUUCUCGCCCUUCAGCGUGGCCCUGGCGCUCUCGCACCUCUUGCUGGGGGCCCGAGGGGAAACCAAAGGGCGGCUGGAGUCCAUCCUCGCCUACCCCUCAGAUCUCGUCUGCGUCCAUGCUCCACUGCAGCGGCUCCUCAAAUCCCAGGCCUUGAUCUCGGCCUCAGCGCUCUUCCUCCGCCAAGGCCUGCACCUGAACGAAGCUUUCCGCAACCAGUCGCUGCACUUCUACAACAGCCGGCCCCAGAUGCUCAGCGGCAAUGAGACCCAGGACCUGCAACUCAUCAACAAGUGGGUGAGAGUGAUGACCAAGGGCAAGAUCAAGAGGCUGCUGAAGGAGCUGGAGCCUGACGUCCAGCUGGUGCUGCUCAACGCUGUCUAUUUCCAAUCCAAGUGGAAGACGACCUUUAAAGUGAAGAACACAGUGAAUGAGACGUUCUACCGCCCGGGCCAGGCCUCCAUCCAGGUGCCCAUGAUGACCAGCAAGAAGUACCCGCUGGCCUUCUUCAAUGACCCCAACCUGCAGGCCAAGGUUGGCCGGCUGCAGCUGUCCCACAACGUGAGCCUCAUAGUCAUCGUGCCCCAGCUCGUGUCCCAGAUGCUCGCCGAGGUGCAGCAGAAGCUGACCAAAGAGACCUUCGCUGCGGUGAUGAAGAAGCUGAUGGGCACCCCCUUCAAGCCCACCGUGGUGAGCCUGCCCAAGUUGAAGCUGGACAGCUCCCAGAACCUCUUGGACAUCUUGGGGGAGAUGGACUACGGCAUUUUCUAUGACUCGAACUUGUGCGGCAUCUCAGAGGCAGAAGAUCUGUUGGUGACGAGCGCCCAGCACCGGGCCAUGCUGGAGCUGAACGAGGAAGGGGUGGAGGCCGCAGCUGCCACGGCUUUUUCGGUGGCCCGCACUGCCUGGGUCUUCGACGUGCAGCAGCCCUUCCUCUUCGUGCUGUGGAAUGACGACCACAGCUUCCCCAUCUUCAUGGGCCACGUCAACGACCCCAGAGUAUGAACCAGCCCUCUCCACGCCCAGUGUCACUUGCAUGGUAUGCCCUGGUGCCACAGGCACUGAACAGGGUGCCCGCGGAGUGCUGCUUGGCUGUGACGCUUUGAGUGGGGGGGAAUAUCUGUCUCUCUCUCUCUCCUCCCCCUUCGUAUAUAACCAUCCAUGCAUCCCCAGGUACUCCCUUCUACCUCGCUAUCAAUCCCACACACAGCAUCUAUCAAGGGACUGACCUGGGAGGCAGUGUAGCCUAGUGGUUAGCACAGUGGACUGGGCCUCACAGAGACCUAGGUUCGGCUGCUAGGCGUCCUUGAUCAAGAGACGUUCUAGCUCUAUGCCUCAUUUUCCCCAUUCACAAAAUGGGGAUAAUGAUCCUGACCUGCUUUGUAAAGCACUAAAGAUCUGCUGACGGAAAGGGCUGUAGAUGAGCUAGGGAUUAUUAUUAUUAUCUAUCCAUGCAUCCCCAAUACGUAGCCUCUAUCUAGCUAUCUCCCAAUACAUCCCAUUCAUCGCCACAGUCUGUUCUCUCUGGAUUUUCCUUCUGUCUCCCUUUCUCAGCCCCUUUGUUCCUCCCUCUCCCCACUUGACUGUCUGUAGCCUGUGACCAUCCCAGGCUCGGAUCUUCUGAAAUGUACAGGGAAGAGCUGAUCUGAGGGGGGUCCCUUCUCCCCACUCCCUCGACUCUGUCUCACUCACAGCAGCCGCUGCCUCUUCCAACAGUAAAUAAAGUCUGAAAACUUUG